ACACGUGCACCUUCACCAGCGGGAACCAUAUCACAGAGUCCUGCGUCUGACCGCGCGUCGUGUUACUAGCAUUUCCUGUGUCUCAUAUCUGGAAGCUACGAACUCUCCAAUGGAGCGAAGUAAUGCGAGAUGGGAGUGGUUCCGUUAUGAGGUCACGGCGAGGGAGCCGUACGCUCAGCAGCGAGCGCAAGCUGUAGACACGAGACGGACGCGAUAGCUGGAAACGUUUAUUCACACAGCUGAAUGAAUCUCAGUUGGCAACAGAAAAAUAACAGGACCGCGUUUCCUUCGACAGGGAACUAUUGAGAAAAAUCAGGCGUUGGCUUUAUAUGCGCAGGACAGGCUUGCAUACGAAAGACUCCAAGGAAGAAACGCGUGAGGAAAGUUUUCCUACGCGAAAACAAACUGGACGGAGCAGUGCAGAAAUCGUGACGCAUAAGCCAUGCACUGGUUGUACAGCGUGGGAUAGUUCUUCUGGUGUCGUUCGUUUGAAGGCGAUGUCUUUUUGGUGGCUUUCAUCAACAAAAGUUUGACGCCAGGAACGCUGUAUUAUUCUGUUCGACAAGAAAACGCGAAACAUUUCUCGCGCUCGUCCAGGGUCGCUGUUUUCUUCUGUUAUUUGUUGGUUUGGCUGGAGGAUCUGUUCCUCGUCAUUGUAGUUUGGGGGACAGGGGGUGGUUUGGAUAACUAUAUUUUUUCACUUUUCCUUCAUGGCCUCCUCCAGGAUGUAUCUUAUAAAAUGCAUGCUGAUUUCCCAACUUGUGGUGCUGAUCGCGAAGAACAGUCGGGCGCUCAUUUGUUUGCCCUGUGAUAAGUCCAAAUGCGAGGAGCCCAAGCACUGUACGGGAACCGUGGUGUUGGGGAUCUGCGGCUGUUGCUCGGUUUGUGCCAAGCAGAAGAACGAGAGCUGCGGCGGCGUUUACGGUCUGUACGGGACCUGCGACCGCGGACUCCGGUGCGUGAUCAGACCCCCGUUAAACGGCGGCUCCAUCACGCAGUACGAGGUUGGAGUUUGUGAAGAUGAAAACUGGGAUGACGACCAGCUCUUGGGCUUUGAGCCAUGCAAUGAAAACCUGGUUACGGGCUGUAACAUCAUUGAUGGGAAGUGUGAAUGUGACAGUGUACGAACAUGCAACAACCCAUUUGAGUUCGCUAGCCAGGAAGCCUGUCAGACAGCCCUGCAGAAGAUUGAAGAGGAAAGGCCGGACUGCUCCAAGGCGAGAUGUGAGGUACAGUUUUCUCCACGCUGCCCUGAGGACUCUAUAUUGAUCGAGGGCUAUGCUCCUCCAGGUGAAUGUUGCCCCCUGCCCAGCCGCUGCGUGUGUAGCCCAGCCGGGUGUCUGAGGAAAGUUUGCCAGCCCGGGCACCUAAACAUCCUUGUAUCCAAGAGCUCAGGCAAACCUGGCGAGUGUUGUGAUCUCUACGAAUGCAAACCAGUGUUCAGUGUAGACUGCAGCACAGUAGACUGUCCACCGGUGAAGCCCGUCCAGUGUCCGGCGGACAGCUAUGAAACUCAGGUCAGACUAACAGCAGAUGGUUGCUGCACCCUUCCUACCAGAUGUGAGUGUUUGCCUGGCUUAUGUACCUUCCCACAGUGCUCAGCAGGGACUUCCCCACAGGUCGUGUCCCGUAGCGAUGGAACACCUGGAAGGUGCUGCGAUGUGUUUGAGUGCGUCAACGAGACAAAGCUUGCCUGCACUUUCAACGGAGUGGAGUACCAUGACGGUGACAUGUUCAGGAUGGACGCCUGCCGCUUCUGCCGCUGUCAGGGCGGGGUGUCCGUGUGCUUUACUGCCCAGUGUGGCGUCCUCCACUGCGAACGCUACUACGUCCCUGACGGAGAGUGCUGUCCUGUCUGUGAAGACCCUAUCUACCCAAUGCUCAAUUUAGCCGGCUGUUAUGUGAAUGGGCAGAUCCUGGCACACGGAGACCAUUGGCGUGAAGAUGACUGUACCUUCUGCCAGUGUGUGAGUGGAGAGGCCCGCUGUGUGGCAGCGGCCUGCGGCCACAGCUGUCUCAAUCCCGUCACUGUGCCCGGAGAGUGCUGCCCUGUGUGUGAGGAGCCCACCUACAUCACGAUGGCGCCCCCUGCCUGCGGCUCACUGGACAACUGCACACUGGUGGAAAAGAGCUGCCUGUACGGCUUUCGGCAGGACUCCAACGGCUGCAGGACGUGCAGCUGCAAGACACAAGAAGAGUUGUGCAGUGCUCUAAUUGCCAGCUGCACUCUGAAAUGCCCUUUUGGCUUCCAGACUGAGAUUCACGGCUGUGAUGUUUGCCAGUGUCGCCCACGUCACAAGAAGUGCAAAGCUGUGGCCUGUGCCAAGGACUGCCCAUUCGGCUAUAUUAAGAACAAGCAUGGCUGUGACACCUGCCGUUGUAAGAAAUGCCCUGAACUGCCAUGUGACAUGUCCUGUCCAAUGGGCUUCCAACAUGAUGAGUUGGGCUGUCUGAUUUGCCAGUGUAAAGAUCAGAGCUCAUCGUCUGUGGCUCCAGCAGUGAAAUUGGGCUCCUGCCUGUCUAUGGACGGCCGCAGGCACGAGAACGGGCAGAGCUGGCAUGACGGAUGCAGAGACUGUUACUGCCAUGCCGGGAGAGAAAUGUGUGCCCUUAUUUCUUGCCCGGUUCCCCCCUGUGAUAACCCCACCAUCCGACCCGGCCACUGCUGCCCUACCUGUCCAGAAGAGUCCAGUUCCCAUAAACCGGAGCUGAGUGAGGCGUCCGUGUGUUUGGCUCCGGGUGGAGAGUACUUUGUGGAGGGAGAGACGUGGAACAUUGACUCCUGCACUCAGUGCACCUGCCACAGCGGCCGUGUGCUCUGUGAGACGGAGGUUUGCCCGCCCCUGCUCUGCCACAGUCCAAUCAGAACGCAGGAUUCCUGCUGCCCUCACUGUCCAGAUGAUCCAGUCACCCCUCAGGCGUCCAGUAACGACAGCAUGCCCAGCUACUGCAGGAAUGAGGAUGGUGAUAUCUUCUUGGCUGCUGAGUCCUGGAAGCCCAAUGUCUGCUCCAGCUGUGUGUGUCUAGAUGGAGCCAUCAGCUGCUUCUCUGAGUCCUGCCCACCGGUCACCUGCGUCCGGCCCAUGCUCAGGAAGGGCCAGUGUUGCCCAUACUGUCUAGAUGCCACGCCGAGGGCCGUGUGUUAUUUCAAUGGGAAGACUUACAUGGACGAGGAGCGAUGGGACAUUGACAGCUGCACUCACUGCUACUGCCUACAAGGCCAGACCCUCUGCUCGACUGUCAGCUGUCCCAUCUUACCCUGCCAUCAGCCGGUCACCGUGGAGGGCAGCUGCUGCCCCAUGUGUCCAGAGAGUUACGCUCCCACAAACGUGCCCAUCGAGAAGACAGACCAACGAGGAGACAAGCUGAGACAUCAACCAGCCUGGCCGACUCAUAGCGAAAACGAUAUUAUGCCACAGUUCAGAGGUGACUUCGGAAGUCUGCAGUUGCCCUACCUAGACGGCAAGGCACCAAUACCCAGUGAGGAUGCUGGUCUGCACUGGGCCUGGGUGGCACUGCCCAUCCUAAUGAUGAUGCUCACUAUCGCCGCCCUGCUGUUGGUCAACCAGCGUAAGCAGUGGAUCCCUGUGCCUUGCUACCACACUCCCAAUAAGCCCACAUGUCUCAAUAACCAGCUGGUGUAUGUGGACUGCCAGAAGGGGACGAAGGUCCAGGUGGACAGCUCCCAACGCAUGCUCCGCAUUGCAGACCCUGACUCAAGAUACAGCGGUUACUACAGCAUGCAGAAACACAACAACCUGCAAGCUGACAACUUCUACCAGACUGCGUGAGACACUGGAGAGAGAGAUAGAGUGAGUGAACUGGAAAGAGAGAGACUGAGCCCGUGUUCAACUGCCAAACCUUUGCGGCACAUGGACACCUACUAAAAAAAUUGUAGAGACGGACAAAGCCACCAAACCAUGUGGUCAGAGAAGAGACCCUGAUACCGAACAACAAUUAUAAUAUUCACAUAAGUCACUCGGAACAAAUCGAAAAAAUAUAUCACGCGUCGACACCCGAAAGUCUCAGCAGGAGAUGGAAGCCGUACCUAUGUAACCGAACCAUUACGGAGUGUGAUUGUUAAAUUGGAGAGGACUCUUCCAGAAUAUUUUUGUGAAUCAGAGGUAUGGUAGGUUGAGCAUCUUUUGUGUGUAAGCGUGAGAUUUCGUGGAUGUUCAGGCACAAGUUGAAAAUAGUCAAAUGCAAGUUUUUGGGAUUAGUACAACUGGGGUGUUGUUUUGGUUUGUUUUCAACAAUAUUUUUUCCUGCAUUCCUAACUUUUUCUGUUGGAAAAGAGAGAAAUUAUUUUAGGAGUGAUAACUUUUGACACAAGUGCUUGUGUGAACACUUAAUGCUGAACCAAAGCUCCUCUGUCUACGAAACCAGACCGGGCGAGAGGCCGAGAAAGGGACGUUCACUUCCCUGAGACAGAGGAGAUGCUGGACUGUGUAUGAAGCACAGCAGAGACAAGGGUAGAGGGAAAAAAGAGGGAAAAUCAGAUGUUGUUUUUGCAACAAAUGCAUUUUUGUAGAAGUUGCUACUGUAAGAUUGUGAUUUCCCCAGUUGCUGUGGGUGAGUUUGUCCGUUUUUGUUUUGUUUGUUCUCUUUAAAAGACAAAAGGAGGAAAACAGAGUAAGCUGCCCUGUGGAUAUGAGCUCUUCCUGUUAAUGGAUGUAUGGGGUCUAUAUGUUGUAUUUCUGCUUACAUGUACAAGCAUUUUCCCAUUUAAUCAUACAAACACCAUUUGCUUUUUCUCCCACAACUAAGGGCAGAUUGACACUCCUAGCAAAUCUAUAUUUUCCUGAAAUGAAUCAGAAGAUUUCAAAAUGAGAAGCAGGAACAUAGUGAUAGUGGAUUGGAUUUGAGGCUAUGCUUUACAAGUGCUGCUUUUUUUGCUUUGAUUUUUUUAAACCUCAUUUUGUAGGGAUGAAAACCAGUAGUGAGGAUUGUUUGCGUCUUUUAGAAACAUUUACCAAGAAAACAGAAUCAAAGGGCCUUAUUCCUGAAAUCCGAGCAGAAUGGAUUUUUGUGUAAAUCGCUCCAAAAAAAACAUUCCUAAGUUAAAAAAUGUUGUAAUGUUCGUGUACAUUUCUAACUGGGGUGUAAGAGUACACAUAUUCACACCAAAACAAAAACGUUGCUUCAGGACACAUUUUAACAACUGCAUGUGUGUGUGGAACGCAUACAGUAUAGAAAUCGUAAGGCAUAUCAAUAUAUUUUCAAAUGAUAUAUAGGAGAUUUAGGACAGUACUGUUUAUAUCAAUUUACUUUGUUGUGAACACAUUUGAAAAUUAACGCAGAACAAAAAGUGAGCUGCUGCGGGGGGAAAAAAUUCCUAAACAUGAGACAUGCUUUAUACAUUAAGAGUUUUAAACUAAUUAUGCCGUUUUCCCUCUUUUCAGAUGUGUGAUUCCUAAUGCACUUAAGAUGUGUUUUCAUCAGCACAUGGAAUCUUAGUUUUAUAUUUAUCUGUUAACGUUAAAAGUCAUGUCAGUGUUUCCAUUUUGCAAGAAGGCUCGCCCUGACAGUCAAUGAGUAUCCAUCAGACUUAAAGGGAUAGUUCACCCAAAAAUGAAAAUUUGAUGUUUAUCUGCUUACCCCCAGGGCAUCCAAGAUGUAGGUGACUUUGUUUCUUCAGUAGGACACAAACAGAGAUUUUUAACUGAAACUGUUGUAGUCUUUCAGUCUUAUAAUAUAAGUAGAUGUGAAUCAUGACUAAAACAUACAAUGAAACAUAAACAAAACCAAAUUAAACCCUGCGGCUCGUGACGAUACAUUGAUGUGUAAAAAUACAAAACGAUCAGUCUGUGCAAGAAACUGAACAGUAUUUAUAUAGUUUUUUACCUCUGAUUCACGCAAUGUCCGACCUGUUAGAACUCUCCUAAGCGCGUCCUCCUGAGCGUGUUCUCAAGCAGGCACGUGAGGAAGCUUCUUCUUCUUGCUCAAUUAGGAGUUUCAAUGAUGCACUUGAGAGAUAGAUGGUGGUAAUGCACUUAUAAGUCUGAGAGUUGCCUUAAAGCAAGAAGAAGAAAAAGCCUCCUCUUGCACCUACUGCUGAGAACACGCCCAGGAGGACGCAUUUUAUUAUAUGUUUUAGCCGUGAUUCCCAUCCACUUACAUUAUAAGACUAAUAGACUGCAACGGUUUGACUUAAAAAUAUCAGUUUGUGUUCUACUCAAGAAACAAGGUCACCUGCAUCUUGGAUGCACGGGGGGUAAAGCCCAAUUUAUACUUCUGCCACGAACCUACGCCAUAGGCGAUGUGUAGUACGCCAUAGCCUGACGUGCCCCUCUCCAAAAAUCUAACAGACUGCAAACGCUGUGAUUGGUCUGCUAGAACCCCUACCUCCUUAUGUACUUGACAUUUGUGUGUGUUUAUGUGCACUUUAAUAUAUUUUAAUGUUACAUGUUCUUAUAUAAAAUAAAAGAAAGCAAAGAUCAAGUGUCUUAUCAUUUAUUAUACUACAUAGCAUUAUACAUCAGUAGUUGUCCACAUCCAACAAUGUUGAUCUGCCGUAGUACAAGUCCUUGCGCAGUUUGAAAGAAUGCCAUAUUCUCCUGUUCCGUUGUUGUCUCCUUUUGUACUUUUAAAUAAUGAUUUGAUAUUUAUUUUCCACUGUCGCGCCUAUAAUGCUUCUCUGAUGAGCCGCUUCUUCUUUGGCUUUUGUCAUAGUCUGCGGGUUACACCAGCAACAUGCCCGUGGACACUGCAGACUAGCGGUUUGCAUGUUUACUGCAUGUAAAUGCGGACAAUGACGCAGAAAUAUAAAUGAAAACUGAAACGCUAAGAAAAGCUAAUUUAAAAAAAAUGUAAAUUAACAUUUUUGGGUGAACUAUCCUUUUAACAGACUUUACUGAAGGAGCAGCAAUGCAUCUAUGCACAUCAAACAGUCAGAGCACAUAAAUUUUGAAUAAAAUAUUAAGUUAAUAUAUUUUACAUCCAAAAGUGGGAACACUUCAAAUCUCUGAUGGAAA
This is a messenger RNA of Carassius carassius (crucian carp), 6974 nucleotides long. Its product is annotated as cysteine-rich motor neuron 1 protein-like. Gene Ontology annotation, molecular function: serine-type endopeptidase inhibitor activity; protein binding. NCBI's taxonomy places the organism in Eukaryota, Metazoa, Chordata, Actinopteri, Cypriniformes, Cyprinidae. Bases 711 to 3791 code for a protein of 1026 amino acids. The transcript is spliced from 17 exons. The record is from RefSeq and is a predicted model, not a curated record. Gene Ontology annotation, cellular component: extracellular region.